GCUGUUUGACCAGGACAGCACACAGCCGUACGUCUACAAUCCCCCAGGAAAGAAAAGGUGACCAGAGAGACCGACUUCAAGAAAUGCAAGUGUCUGGUUGCUUCCUUAUUGUAAUCUCCUUCAAGUGGCAUUGUGCCAAGACAGUUGUAAAAGGAAUGAACAGUUUCCCCACUGAAGGCUGCUUUCUCCCCUGCUUCUGCAUUUUCUCCUGUCCAGCCAUUCUAUGAAAGGACACUUUAUCAAGGGAAGAGGCAAUGCCUGGGUCACACUCCUAGAUUGAGGCCUCGAUUGUAAUGAUGAGAAGAGAAAGUUGCAGAUUUCACCCAAUCAGCUCCUGUCUUCUCCAGACGGGACAGUCUCCCUGCUGGCCAAUCGCAGCUCAGAGAUCCUGAUGAAGCUUUGGGGGAAAGAACUAAUAAAUACUCCAGAGCGGAGUUCCUUUCACUCUGUAUCAACAACAGGAAGAAAUCAUUCCUGGCACCCCCUCCCCCUUUUCAUAUCAAAGUGCGCUCAUCUUCACACAGUGGCCAGCAGCCGCCCGAGCUCUUUCCUGCGACUUGUAUGCAAGUUUCCCUUCCUCGCCCCAAACUUUGUUUCCCUUUCUCCUUUUUGUCUCUCUCUCCCCUUUGCUUUGGGAUAUCACGUCUUAUUGACAAAAGGAGAGCAAGUCCCCCCCCCCCAACAUCCCCCUCCCUUUUUUCCAGGACUUUUCCUUUUUCAGUGGGAUCUAUUACCAGAGCUGAUCUCUCGUAUAUCAGCAUUCUCCUGGAUAUAAUAUUAAAGUAAAGCUGUAUACAACAUGACAACUCUAGCAGGAGCUGUCCCAAGAAUGAUGCGACCAGCUCCCGGGCAGAACUACCCUCGCAGCGGAUUUCCAUUAGAAGUGUCUACUCCUUUAGGCCAGGGCAGAGUCAAUCAGCUCGGUGGAGUUUUUAUUAAUGGCAGGCCUUUGCCCAACCAUAUCCGACACAAGAUAGUGGAGAUGGCCCAUCACGGGAUCAGGCCCUGUGUCAUCUCUCGCCAGCUGCGCGUGUCCCACGGCUGCGUCUCCAAAAUCCUCUGCAGGUACCAGGAGACUGGCUCCAUCCGGCCGGGGGCCAUCGGGGGCAGCAAGCCCAAGCAGGUGACAACGCCGGAUGUGGAGAAGAAAAUCGAGGAAUACAAGAGGGAGAAUGCCGGCAUGUUCAGCUGGGAGAUCCGGGACAAACUGCUCAAAGACGGGGUCUGCGAUCGAAACACGGUUCCCUCAGUGAGCUCCAUCAGCCGCAUUCUGAGAAGUAAAUUUGGGAAAGGAGAAGAGGAGGAGGCCGAACUGGAAAGGAAAGAAGCGGAAGAGAGUGACAAGAAGACCAAGCAUAGCAUUGAUGGGAUCCUCAGCGAACGAGCAUCAGCACCCCAAUCUGAUGAAGGCUCUGACAUAGAUUCUGAACCAGAUUUACCUUUAAAAAGAAAGCAGCGUCGUAGUCGAACAACCUUUACUGCAGAACAACUAGAAGAACUGGAAAGAGCUUUUGAGAGGACCCACUACCCUGAUAUUUACACUCGGGAAGAACUUGCACAAAGAGCCAAACUUACUGAGGCUCGGGUUCAGGUCUGGUUUAGUAACCGUCGUGCUAGAUGGAGGAAACAGGCAGGGGCCAAUCAACUGAUGGCUUUCAACCACCUGAUCCCAGGAGGAUUCCCACCCACUGCCAUGCCAACCCUGCCAACAUACCAGCUAUCUGAGCCCUCAUAUCAACCCACCUCCAUACCACAAGCUGUGUCUGAUCCAAGCAGUACAGUCCAUAGACCUCAGCCGCUUCCUCCAAGCACUGUACACCAAAGCAGCCUCCCUUCAAAUCCAGAGAGCAGCUCGGCGUAUUGCCUACCCAGCACCAGGCAUGGAUUUUCCAGCUAUACAGACAGCUUUGUGCCUCCAUCCGGGCCCUCAAAUCCCAUGAACCCUGCCAUUGGCAAUGGCCUUUCACCUCAGGUAAUGGGCCUCCUGACUAACCAUGGUGGUGUACCUCACCAGCCCCAAACUGAUUAUGCCCUCUCACCUUUAACUGGGGGCCUAGAACCAACCACUACUGUAUCAGCCAGCUGCAGUCAGAGACUAGAUCAUAUGAAAAGUUUAGAUAGUCUGCCUACAUCACAGUCCUACUGCCCACCAACUUACAGCACCACAGGUUACAGUAUGGACCCUGUCACAGGAUACCAGUAUGGACAAUAUGGACAAAGUGCCUUUCAUUAUCUGAAGCCAGAUAUUGCAUAAAUGAACUGUCCACUUCAAGUUAAAGCUUGUCUUGUUUCUGGUCUCACUCCAGUGCUUGGAUGGGAGGGAUCUUCCCACCAAAAUGCAACCCAAGCUGGGGCAAUCACAAUAGAGAUACGGGAUCAUUAUGUUCUUUUCUCCAGUCAUUGCUUUCGAUAGACAUUUGGACUUGUUGGACAUAACAGUUCAGAAGACAAAGACCAAGAGCAAUAAAAAAUAAAUAAAUAAAUAAAUACAACACAGUUCAGCGUGGGCAGGUAUAAAAAAUGCUGAAGUAUUUAAAAUCACUGACUGACAAAACAUUCCAUUUUUAUGUUGCUGAAAAAGCAUGCAUUGAUUUGGACAAACAAAAUAUUCUAAAACUUAAUAGUUGAGCUCUGCAAACUCAGACUCUUGACAUCUGAUGCUGACUUUAUUCUAACUUUAAAACUGCUCAGUUUCUGAAGCAUGAGCAGGAGAACAUUUUGAUUUUACACACUGGAAAUUGACAUCAAGAAGAAAUGUCAUGGUCUGUGGGAAGCUAGAAUAGAUGUAAAAGACUUCCAGAACAAGUUAAUGGUUAUCUUAUCAUUCUUUUGUAAUCAUGUUGUCAAGAAAUGUCACAUACAAGUUUUGCUUUACAAUGAAUGAGAUACUGUGUAACGAAGAAAAUUUUUUGCAAUUUGUGUGUGUGAAGUUUUCCUAAUCCAUGUUACAUUCUGAAACAAACAAGGAAGAGGAAACAACAACAACAACAACAAAACAAAGUGACUUUGAUUUCCAUAACUGCCUAACAAUGUGCAAUACUAUGUACCUCACACAAGCUUUGGGACCAUCCAAAGUGAUAUAGAUAGAACUAUAUUUUUGCAGGUACUUUUAUUUUUGCAGUACAUGUUUCAUUAUGAUAAAAUGCAGAAGUGGUGCAGUCCGCAGUAUAACAGAAUCUGGCUCACGAGACAUGACCAUUUUCAGGAAACAAUACAUUUGAAAUGAUUACGUUUACAUUCUCUUUUUAGUGAUGUACAGGACAUGAACAGAGAUGUCCCUGUAUCUGACAUGUACUUUUAAAUUAUACAGUGAUAGCUAAUAUAGAAAAAAUAAUAAUAGGAACCGAGGUUUACAUAAGUUGUGUUGUGACAUUUUAGAAUGUCAAUAAAUUUGUGUUUUGAAAUGUUAAGAGGAACAGGAAGAUGGAAGGCAGUGUUAUUUAUUUCUCUUUAUUCUUGGAACAAUGAAUGAGGUAGGACACAUACAUUCCUUUUAGCAUUAAGGACUAUGAAGUAGUGAGAUAGUGAGACUAGGUAUAGUACAGAGAUUAGUUCACGCAUUGGUCUGAAAAGGUGAUGGAACAAAAGAAAUAUUAUCUUUGUGUUGCAGCCUCUACCAACAACACAUGUGUUGUAAAAAAAAAAGUCUUUCAUGUAAAAAGUGCAGUAAAUAUUUACUAUUUAUAAGGAAUAAACAGUUAUGAAGACUUGCAAAGC
Messenger RNA from Chelonia mydas (Green sea turtle), 3717 nucleotides. It is a transcript of the gene PAX3, whose product is annotated as paired box 3. Lineage: Eukaryota; Metazoa; Chordata; Testudines; Cheloniidae. Gene Ontology annotation, biological process: anatomical structure development; regulation of transcription by RNA polymerase II. Gene Ontology annotation, molecular function: RNA polymerase II cis-regulatory region sequence-specific DNA binding; DNA-binding transcription factor activity, RNA polymerase II-specific. The transcript has 9 exons. The record is from RefSeq and is a predicted model, not a curated record. Bases 800 to 2254 code for a protein of 484 amino acids.